AUGGCAACUGCCACGCAGACUCUCUCCAGUACGGCACUUGAGCUUCCAAAUCUUGCCCCAAACGCCUUGGGUGAACGCCAGCGCAAUGUCCCCGCCGCCAGAGAGCCGGAGCCGGAGCUUGACGAGGUCAUGCAGCAAUCCCUGAUAGCAGACUCCCAGGUCCCCGACGGAGGGUACGGAUGGGUUCUGAUCUCCGCUUGCGCGGUGGUGACCUGGUGGUUCAUUGGGACUUCGUACACCUGGGGUGUGAUGCAGGCGGCUCUCGUCGAGAAGAAAGGGUACUCAUCGUCGACGCUGGCAUUUGUGGGAUCGCUAUGCCCUUCUUGUAUUUCCCUACUGGCAGUGCCAAUUGCGACCAUCAUUCGCAAGAUCGGAGCACAGGUCACUGCGCUGCUGGGCAUUUCUCUGCUUGGUCUAGGAUGCGUACUUAGUGGCUUUGCGACUGAUAGCAUAGCAGGGCUGUUCAUCACCUGGGGAGUCGUGGGAGGUCUGGGAACAAGCUUAUGCUUCAUGGUUGUCUCUGUUACUCCAGCACAAUAUUUCAAGGCAAAGCGUGGAAUAGCCAAUGGUAUUGUCUACGCCAGUGGUGGACUUGGAGGUGCUGUCAUCAGCUUCAUUUUGAAUGCACUGCUUGAAAAUGUCGGCCUCGCCUGGACAUUUCGUAUCCUGGGAUUCAUGAUCAUCACCACCGGUCUGCCAGCCGCCUACUUGAUUAAAGAGCGAGCACCAAUUCACCGAACCAAGAUGGUAGAAUGGAGUCUGUUCCGUGAUGUCCGCUUCGUCUUCCUUUUUGCUACAGGCGCCAUCGGUACAUUCCCACUCUUCGUCCCGGCUUUCUUCCUUCCGUUAUACACCAACUCCCUGGGGCUGCCCUCAAGUGCCGGUGCAGGACUUGUGGCAGCAUUCAAUUUCUCUUCCGCAAUCGGCCGUCUCUCCUGUGGAUUCGCAUGCGACAGACUCGGGUCGCUCAACACUCUGUUCUUAUCUCUCCUGCUCAGCACGGUAAGCAUUUUCGUGCUGUGGCCUCUCUCACUCUCCAUCGGCCCUCUUAUCGUAUUCGUGAUCAUCAAUGGUGCCGCCAAUGGUGGUUUCUUUUCAACAAUGCCAACUGUUGUUGGGAAUGCUUUCGGGUCUGCCCGUGUGUCGGUAGCCAUGGGGAUGGUUGUUAGCGGCUGGCUUGGAGGAUAUCUCAUGGUAAGGCGCGCCUAUUGCUGGUUAUAUUCUGAAUGCCUCUGGAGGACAAUCGGGGGCGCUGGCGCUUACCGGCCUGCUAUCUUCUACGCCGGCUCCAUGGCAUUUACGGCGACUGUGUUGGCCGGAGUGGUGCGGAUGAAGGUUGAUCGGCGACUCAAAAAGACGGUCUGA
Molecule: messenger RNA, 1365 nt
Organism: Penicillium chermesinum
Lineage: Eukaryota; Fungi; Ascomycota; Eurotiomycetes; Eurotiales; Aspergillaceae
Exons: 4
Coding region: 1-1365 (454 amino acids)
Biological process (GO): transmembrane transport
Cellular component (GO): fungal-type vacuole membrane
Molecular function (GO): transmembrane transporter activity
Source: RefSeq, a predicted model, not a curated record